Purpureocillium takamizusanense is the source of this 291-nucleotide messenger RNA. RefSeq lists its product as uncharacterized. The coding region runs from base 1 to 291 and encodes 96 amino acids. The transcript has a single exon. NCBI's taxonomy places the organism in Eukaryota, Fungi, Ascomycota, Sordariomycetes, Hypocreales, Ophiocordycipitaceae. The record is from RefSeq and is a predicted model, not a curated record.
AUGGUGCGCGGCGCCGAGGACAGGUCACUGGGCGAGCGUCUCGACAUCGACCGCGCGAGGCUCAGGGAGAUUCUGAUCGCAUCGCUCCCCGAGGGCAUGCUUCGAUGGGGCCACCGGCUCAAGGCCAUCGAGGGCAAGACGCUCGUCUUUUGCAAUACGAGCCUCUCGGGAUACGACGUCGUAGUCGGGGCGGCGGGGCUUGGAGUAGGGUUGACGGAGACCGAGUCCAGUCAUCUCGUAAGGAGAUUUGGAUUUGACACACUGACAUUUGUAGUGCUCAAAUCUAUUUGA